This is a messenger RNA of Arachis ipaensis, 1328 nucleotides long. RefSeq lists its product as uncharacterized. Gene Ontology annotation, molecular function: zinc ion binding; nucleic acid binding. NCBI's taxonomy places the organism in Eukaryota, Viridiplantae, Streptophyta, Magnoliopsida, Fabales, Fabaceae. The record is from RefSeq and is a predicted model, not a curated record.
GGGUGAAGGUGUUGAAUGAACGAGCAUGGGCUUAUCUGGAUAAGUGGCCGAAAGAAUCAUGGACGAAAUCUCAUUUUCGUGAAGGGCCUAAAAUGGACACUAUAUGUAACAAUGCCUGUGAAUCAUUUAAUGCAAGGACCAAACAUGAUAGGGGUAAGCCUAUCCUUACACUGACAGAGGAGGUUAGGAGGAUCAUAAUGAAAUCCAUGAUUGACAAUAGGGAGAAACUGGCUAACUACCAAGGUCUUCUGCCUCCAGUGCAACAGAGCAGGCUUGAGGCAAUGACAAAGCUUUCUCAGCAUUGGAGCCCACAAUGGAGUGGUGAUCAGAAUGAGGAGUUAUACGAGGUUCACGGCUGGCCAACGACAAUGGUUGUUGACUUAGGAAAUCGAACUUGCACAUGCAGAUUCUGGCAAUUGACAGGUAUAUAUUCUCACCCUAUAUUAAGAUUCUGAAGUGUACUACUCUUACACUGGAGUACUAUGUCUGAGAUAUUAACUGCUGCCACAGGUAUGCCUUGUAUGCAUGCCAUAUCCUGUAUACAAGAUAAGAAUGAUAAGAGGGCUGAGGAUUACUGCCAUGAGUGGUUAACCAUGGAAUCAUACCGAAAAACGUAUGCUUUCCAUGUUAAUCCAGUGAAGGGCCAAGAGUUAUGGGAAAAAACAGGUCGUCCUGCCCCAGUUCCCGCUCCAAUUAAGCCCAAACCAGGUAGACCGACAAAGAACAGAAGAAAAGACAAAGAUGAGGGAGGAUCUGGGUCCAAGACAAGAAUGAAGAGAAAAUAUAACCCCAUCCGAUGCAUGUUCUGUAGUGAGGUUGGACACAACAAGAGAACAUGCCAGAAGAAGAAACAGGCUGAUGCUGAAGAAGAAGCACGUUUAAUGCAGCUGCAACUGGCUUUAACUAACCCUAAUACAGAUGUACCAAACGAGCUCCCAACUGAUGCUGAUGGUGCAACUCUACAUAAUCCUCUCCCUUUGUCUGUUUCCCCACCACCAAAGCGGUCAAAUGCAGCCACUGAAACAACACCGGCUAAAAUGAGGGGAAGACCACCAAAGGUUCAAGUUUGUAAGGGAAAAGGGAAAAGAGCUGCCUCUCCCCACUCUGCUCCACCAACUGCAAUAGCUCCAAUUUCUGCUGGAACAAUCAGAGGAUCUAGUGCUGCGACAACCAAGAAGCUUGCGAGUUUUAUGAUCUUCGUCCCGACUCCAGGGUUCAAACGGCCUAGGAAGAAAGACGACGCCAUCUGAAGCACAUCCAUCUAAACAUAUGCAACCUUUUUUUUUUGUUCUAGGCUCUAGACUAAGAAAGACAUGUUUAUGUUUCUG